Messenger RNA from Paramecium tetraurelia, 1152 nucleotides. RefSeq lists its product as uncharacterized. Gene Ontology annotation, biological process: peptidyl-L-cysteine S-palmitoylation; protein targeting to membrane. The record is from RefSeq and is a predicted model, not a curated record. NCBI's taxonomy places the organism in Eukaryota, Ciliophora, Oligohymenophorea, Peniculida, Parameciidae. Gene Ontology annotation, cellular component: Golgi apparatus; endoplasmic reticulum. The transcript has 3 exons. Gene Ontology annotation, molecular function: protein-cysteine S-palmitoyltransferase activity.
AUGAAUGCAGAUAUAGAAAAGGAGCGAUUGAGACCCAUUCGACGACAUGGGUGUAGCGAUAUACAACUGUAUUAGGCAGUGAGUUGGAUAUACACGGUUUUCGACAUGAUAAUGUCCUUUAUGAUUGCAUUCUUAAUGGAUGAUGGAGUCAAGGUAGUCUAUGACUAAUUCUUAGGAAUUCAUGCUGAUAGUGCUGACAAUUCUUACGAUGGGCAUCGUCUACACGUGCUUAAGAGCUACACUCAUAGACCCUACCGACAGUGUUGUCUUGAAGGAGCAAAACUUUAAAUCGAAAGGGUGCAUGAUUAUGUUAUUUUUAGAUUGGAAUUCAAGACUGACCUCAAGACUUAUUGUUUAGUGUGUCAGGCACACGUGAUGGAAAAGUCAAAGCAUUGUUUUAGUUGUAAUAAGUGUGUUGAAGUAUUUGAUCAUCAUUGUAUUUGGUUGAACAAUUGCAUAGGCAUCAAGAACUACAACUACUUUUUCAUCUUGGUGGUCUUGCUUGUCAUUUUCAAAUGUUUGAGGAUUAUUCAGGACAUCCUCCUCUUACUGAACUACGCCUUCUAAAUUCUUGCUCUUAUCAGCAUCAUUCUUGAUCCUCCAAUCCUUUUUGUUCUUUCUUAUUUAUUGGGAAUGCACCUAUUCUUCAAGUAAGCCAUCAAUCUAAAUCAAGGUACAAAGAUGAAAAAGGACAAAGAGAAGUUGAAGGUGUAGCAAUAGCAACAACUCCCGAAGAUGAAUGAAAGUGCAGGCUAUGGACAAUUGCUCUCCACUUCCAAACGCUUUGACCUCAAAUCCUCUUUGUCGAACAAGACUGAUAGCAAAGUUCCUUAAUAAAAUUUCUUCCCAAAACCUCUGCCUCUCCAGGCUCUCAAGAAUCCCAAUCUUUCAGGUCCUCAAGUUACCCAAUUGCAAAGUAUCUUCACCAACAAACCCACAACUCCCAAUAACAACGAAUAGUUAAGGAAGGAAUAUGAAGAGGUGGAUGGGAGACAAAUUUUUAAUAAGGUAAUUGCUGAGGACAGCGAACCACAAUAGAACAGUGACUCAAGAGAUGAAGAAAAUGAGAAUGAUCGUGAUCAUGAAAUUGAUAAUGAGAUUGAGAUCGAAAUUCAAAAUUAAAAUUAACAAUCUGAAAAAGAAUAAAAUUGA